Paramecium primaurelia is the source of this 945-nucleotide messenger RNA. Lineage: Eukaryota; Ciliophora; Oligohymenophorea; Peniculida; Parameciidae. The record is from the annotation of a GenBank genome assembly.
AUGGAAAAUGUGAAUAAAAAUGUAUGCAUACAUCAUAGUAUUAAUUGUGUUUAUGAAAUGAAUUCUUGUGUAAAGAAAGAUAUUUAAACAAUAUUAUGUUCAUCAGAAGGGAUUAGUAAAAUAACAUGUUUAUCAAUUCCAAAUUAAAAAUGUUAAUGGUUAAAUUCAUGUAUUGAAUUUACUUAAUUAUAAUAACGAUAAUGUUCAGAUUUCAAAGAUGUAUCAUCAUAUGUUUGUUAGAUGAUUCCUAAUUUAUCUUGUGUAUAUAAUAAAGAAAAUAAUAGUUGUAUUGAUUUUAAAAAUGAUGUUGUAGGAUUAGGAGUAUCAAAAUUAGCAUGUAUUUAAAAUAAAAGUAUUCCAACAUAUUGGAAUGGAAAUAUUUGUUAAGAAUUAAUUGAAACUAUUGAAUGUGAUUCUUAAUUAAUUGUUAAUGAAUAUUCAUGUCGUAGUCAAGUUUAAAAUACUAAAUGUAUUUAUGAUAUUGAUAAUUAUUAAUGCACUAGUUUAUUUAAUAUUUGGUCAUUGAAAUGUAAUACUUUAGGUUUAAAUUCAUUGGGUUGUGUAUCAGUUUAACAAGAACCAUGUAUUUUUAAAGAUAAUAAAUGUUAAAUAUUUCGUGAAAUUUAAAGUGUUUGUAUGUUCUUAAGUUAAGUAAAUUCAAAAGUAUGUGCAUCUAUUAUAGAUUAAUAUUGUGCAUAUGAUCCAAUUAAUUAUAAAUGUUAAACAUAAUUAAUCACUUAAGAUUAUUGUAAUAUAGAAGGAAUAAAUAAAAAUUUUUGUAUUAGAAAAGAAAUUUGUAUGUGGAAUCAAGACAAUUUAGAUUGUAAAUGUAAAUCUAUAUAAGAAAUUGAUUCUUGUUAAUAAUCUGAUAUAUCAAUAUCACUACCUGAAAUGAUAAGAUUGUCAGUUUUAUUAAUUAAAACACAUCUAAUAAAAUUAACAUGA